UCCCCAACCAAGAAACUCACUAGAAUUGAAGAAGAAAGAAAGAAGAAGAAGGAAGAAAGAAGCUGACGACGAAGAACCCAUAAUCGGAGAAGACGACGAAGAACCCAAAAGCUUGCAAGAGAGGGAUGUGUUAAUGUGCAUUCUGGGAUUGAUCUUGACACCUGGAGCUUCUUUGAGUGUCGAGAUCUUGUAAAGGAUUUGGGCUACACUGCAGGCAAGUUCAAGUUGUGGUGGAGAAAAGAAGACGAUGCUGAGAACCACAAUAUUAGGCCAUUGUUGAAUGAUGUGGAUGCCAUGCAUCUUGGGGCAUAUGCUGAGUAUAAGAAGCAAAAUGUGGAGGUGUUUGUGGAGCACGAUGAUGAAGAAUUGCCCUUCGGUGUGCUUUGCACGCCAAUAACAAUGAUACGAUACAACCCUCCAUUCAAGAAGCCUAGCCCAUCAAUGCCUGCUCAACCCAAGACUGACUCUCCAAAGCCUCCUCAAAUCAAAGGUUGUCAACCCAAAAAUGUCCUACCCAAAGCUGACCCACCUAAAUCUAGCCCAUCAAAUGCUGCUGAAGCAAUAAGAGCCCCUCCAAAUACUGCACCAAUGAAGAAGGCUUUGAGCCAACAUGUUUCUGCACCAAAAAAAGUCACUCCCUCCAAGAGGCCUGCUACACAGCCUUUGAGGAGGUCCAAUAGGUUAAUUUGGAGCAAUCGCAAGAAUUUGGAGCAGUCACAAGUUGUAGCUGUGCAGAAAAUUCAAGCUAAUGCCGGAGAUAAUGCAGAACUAGUGGAGGAGGCGACUCAGGUUCCAGCUACUGGAGAGAGAGAAGUAGAGGGACAAUAAUUAAAGAGGAGUCUGAAAGUUUUUGCUUGCUUCAAAGGGAAUCUUUCCUUUGAAUAUGAUGUAAUAGAUUAUUAGACAUGCACAUGGUUACAUGGUGUUUUUAAUGUUUCAAAUGUGGACAAGUAAUGUCACUUGGGCUAUUUAGGAUUGUAGUGGAUGGACCACUAUCAUUUUGUAAUACUAUUUAAACCUGUGGC
This is a messenger RNA of Lotus japonicus, 1025 nucleotides long. RefSeq lists its product as uncharacterized. NCBI's taxonomy places the organism in Eukaryota, Viridiplantae, Streptophyta, Magnoliopsida, Fabales, Fabaceae. The transcript is spliced from 2 exons. The record is from RefSeq and is a predicted model, not a curated record. Bases 295 to 828 code for a protein of 177 amino acids.